Messenger RNA from Equus quagga, 781 nucleotides. It is a transcript of the gene RARRES2, whose product is annotated as retinoic acid receptor responder 2. The transcript has 6 exons. Gene Ontology annotation, molecular function: signaling receptor binding. The record is from RefSeq and is a predicted model, not a curated record. Gene Ontology annotation, biological process: inflammatory response; regulation of lipid catabolic process. The coding region runs from base 164 to 655 and encodes 163 amino acids. Lineage: Eukaryota; Metazoa; Chordata; Mammalia; Perissodactyla; Equidae.
CCAGGAGGUGGGAGUGGGAGGAGAUGGAGGCCGACCCGCGCGAGGGAGGGGCGGUGCGCGGGCGGGGGACCGGGAAGAGGCUGAGCGCCUGGCCCAGAGUCAGCAGCGGGGAGUGUCGGAGAGACCCCAAAGCUCCGGAAAGGAGGGUGACUGAGGUGAAGCCAUGUGGCGGCUGCUGAUCCCACUGGCCCUGUGGCUGGGCACGGCACGCCUGGGCAGGGCGGAGCUCACGGCGGCCCAGCACCGGAGCCUGCAGGUGGCCCUGGAGGAGUUCCACAAGCACCCGCGUGUGCAGUGGGCCUUCCGGGAGACCAGUGUGGACAGUGCCACGGACACGCCCUUCCUGGCGGGGACCUUUGUGAGGCUGGAAUUUAAACUCCAGCAGACGAGCUGCCAGAAGAAGGACUGGAAGAAAGUUGAGUGCCGAGUCAAGCCCCAUGGGAGGAAGCGGAAAUGCCUGGCCUGCAUCAAGCUGGACUCUGAGAAUAAAGUCCUGGGCCGGAUGGUCCACUGCCCCAUAGAGACACAGGCUCAGCUGGAGCUUGAGCAGCGCCAGGAGGCCCAGUGCAGCAAGGUGGAGCAGGCUGGCGAGGACCCCCACAGCUACUACUUCCCGGGACAAUUUGCCUUCUCCAAGGCCCUGCCCCCCAGCUGAGGCCUGACUGAAUUUCAUCCGGCUUCCCAGACAGCUGUGGGAGGUAACCAGUGAAAGACUGCCCUCCUUUCCCUGUGCCCAAGGAGGACAAUCCCAUUAUCCAGAGCUAAUAAAACUGCUCCCCCA